AUGGUAAGCUUAACUAAAAGAGUGGUCUUGUUAUCUUUGCUUUGCUUCAAUGUGCUUGUAGUGAAUGUUGUUGCUAGAAAUGUGGUGAGUACGAAAAAGAACGACGAUGAGAAGUUCCUAACUAUCCAAAAGGCUGGUGGCUUUGGUGCCAGAGGUGGGGGUGGUUUUGGAGGUGGGGCUGGUGGAGGUGCUGGAGGAGGUUUUGGUGGUGGUGCUGGGGGCGGUUUUGGUGGAGGAGCUGGUGGUGGUGCCGGCGGAGGGUUUGGUGGUGGAAUUGGGAAAGGAGGUGGUUUUGGUGGUGGGAUUGGUAAGGGUGGUGGACUUGGUGGUGGCAUUGGAAAAGGUGGUGGACUUGGUGGAGGAAUUGGCAAGGGCGGAGGCCUUGGUGGUGGAAUUGGCAAAGGAGGAGGAGUUGGGGGUGGAAUUGGAAAGUGCUAUUAA
Messenger RNA from Durio zibethinus, 441 nucleotides. RefSeq lists its product as uncharacterized. Lineage: Eukaryota; Viridiplantae; Streptophyta; Magnoliopsida; Malvales; Malvaceae. The record is from RefSeq and is a predicted model, not a curated record.